Messenger RNA from Manduca sexta (tobacco hornworm), 1318 nucleotides. RefSeq names its product pancreatic triacylglycerol lipase. NCBI's taxonomy places the organism in Eukaryota, Metazoa, Arthropoda, Insecta, Lepidoptera, Sphingidae. Gene Ontology annotation, molecular function: lipase activity. The record is from RefSeq and is a predicted model, not a curated record. The transcript is spliced from 6 exons. The coding region runs from base 59 to 955 and encodes 298 amino acids.
GAUAAACAAAUUUAAUAUAAAAUGUUUCGAAUUUGACGGUCUUUACUUGUUUAUCAUAAUGUACAGCUUGGUCAAGUGCACUUUUGUUGUGUUGGCUGCAACCGCAGCCUCCGGCUUUAACUUGGGUGAUAGAGAUGUCAUCUUCCAUCUCUUCACACAGGAGAACCCUCAGGUGAGCCAACCGCUGCUCCCGUCAGUGAGCUCCAUAAUGGCAUCUGCAUUCUCUCUAAAUCGACCGACUGUCAUUACCAUCCACAGCAAUGCAGAAAAUGUGUCUGGCAACUUUAACGCCUUCGUAGUUCCCGCCCACCUCUCAGUUCAAGACGUGAACCUCAUCGCCGUGGACUGGAGCCCACGCUCCGGUAUCUACACAGAGGGCCUCGCUAACGCACCUCAGUGCGGAAGAAUAAUCGCGGAUUUCAUGAACAUUGUUAUCAGACAGUUCGGCUACGACUCCGACAGGAUCCGUAUCGUCGGCGUCGGUCUCGGAGGCCACAUCGCUGGUAUCGCUGCUAGACACAUUGAAGGAGAGGUGCCUCACAUCAUAGCUCUCGACCCGUCGCUGCACGGAUGGAGUCACCACCCUGAUAAACUCAACCCCGACGACGCUAGUGUUGUGGAAGUCCUGCACACCACUGCCGGAAACCUCGGCUACGACUAUCCUCUUGGUGACCUUGAUUUCUACCCUAAUGGCGGCAGCGAACAAAUGGGCUGUGGCUCCGACAUAUCAUGCUCUCAUACUUACGCCUAUGCUUUCUACGCCGAAUCUCUGACUAGUGAAAUAAACAAUGGGAAUGCCUUCGUCGGCACAGCCUGCGAGAGCUACGAGCAGGCUAUUGUCUUGGCUUGCUCGGGUGACAGAGACGCUACCUUCGGUGGAUCCGAACCUAAAUUGUUUGAGAGCGGCAUCUACGUGUUCCUGACGAAUUUCUUGCCUCCAUUCGCUAGAGGUUAAAUGACUUAAGAAUUAUACAUACAUGCAUGCAUACAAUAAAUUAAAAAUACAUUUGUUAAUUUAAUUGAAUAACUUUCUUUCUUUAUCCGAAUGUAAUGAAAUCGAACCAUCACAUAUUUUCAAGUAGUACACAUAUAUCGAUGUCUUUAAUCAUGUUGCGGAAACUAUUUCGAUUGAAUCCUUCCGGCCGUUUCCUUCUAACCAACUUUCAAGGAUCCAUAUCUCCAAACACAUCUCACACACAUCACAAACUGUCGCAUAAAAAAUACUAAUAAAAUAAGUAGGCAAAUAUAAUUUCUCGAAAUCUUGAAGAAGUGGUCAGGAUAAGGCAAUGUGUUAAAACAAUAAAUUAAUGAGAAACUC